Molecule: messenger RNA, 693 nt
Organism: Echinostoma caproni
Lineage: Eukaryota; Metazoa; Platyhelminthes; Trematoda; Plagiorchiida; Echinostomatidae
Source: the annotation of a GenBank genome assembly
AUGUGUGAUGCUUGUUUUGCAAUCCUGUGUUACUCCCACGCGCAGUCCGAGCGGGAUCGUUGUGUGCGCUAUCUGUCCGCUUGCCUUUCUUGUCUGGGAUCGUUGUUAGGCGAUUUGGGUCGUCUGUUCUCACCAACGCCACAAGGCGUACAUCCGACACGCUCGCCGCUCAGUCUCCAUCUACCGUUGAUGCGUCACGUAUCCUGUUUUCUCAGCUUGGCCGUGAUGCAGCACGGGGCUGAUCUGUCCGACUUGUUAUCCAGCUUUCUCUAUCCGCGACCGUAUCUGUUGCGUCGGUUUAUGAGUGAACUGGCCAACACAUUGCUUGGUUGUCAAGAGGUUAUUGUGGGAUAUUGGAUACGUAAUGGUCAAGCCCUGCGCCAAUCGAUCACGCACUACAUGCAAAGCCAGCUGUGCUACUCGUUCAUCGAUUUGGAUAUUUUUGCACUGCAGGCAGCGGGGCGGUGUAUAAAAGCCGCAAUCCUUUGGAGGCCGGUUAAUCGGACCAUACGCUCAUUCGACGAUGUCAAACGUCCAAGAGGCCCAAAACACCUCGAACCCAUUCGAGCCGGUGAUCACUACUACGAUCACGAAGGUAAACUUGGGCCUCACAUCUUGCCUAAUGAAGUUGUGGAGGAGACAAAUCAUUUCGCGGCCACAUGCCAACGUCGAGAUUCACUGGCAAUUUUUUAA